Meriones unguiculatus (Mongolian gerbil) is the source of this 3407-nucleotide messenger RNA. RefSeq names its product ecto-NOX disulfide-thiol exchanger 1 (gene Enox1). Lineage: Eukaryota; Metazoa; Chordata; Mammalia; Rodentia; Muridae. Gene Ontology annotation, molecular function: protein-disulfide reductase activity; RNA binding. Gene Ontology annotation, cellular component: external side of plasma membrane; plasma membrane. The transcript has 18 exons. The record is from RefSeq and is a predicted model, not a curated record. Gene Ontology annotation, biological process: ultradian rhythm. The coding region runs from base 630 to 2561 and encodes 643 amino acids.
CACAGGCUUCCAGCCGCCACGGGGCGUCCUCUGUCUGCGGCAGCGGCGGCGGCGGCGGCGGCGGCGCGAGCGGGCGGCUGCAGCCUUGCCGGCUCUGGCUAGGCUCCGCGCCCCGGACGGAGUCCGGCAGGAGCGCGAUCGGAAGGAGACGCCGGGGCGAGGAGGAGCCGCGCCGCGCCCGGCGCUCGCUCUGCCUCGAAUCCCACCUCCCCCCCACCCCCCAGCACCGCGGCCCCAGGUCUGUUGCAGCCAGCAUGAUUGUGAAUUGACAAUACACGGAGGAGGAGCGUGAGCUCGUCAGUGCUCAGGAACUAACAGUUUGCAAAGCCAGAGGCCAAAGCAGGACUGAAUCCCGAAGGAGGCAUCAAAACAAGGCUGUCGAGGCACUGUAAGUGAGCCAGUUCCCGAGAAGUGAAACGUUUGGCAUGUCAGAGCUACACUGUCUUCUGCGGGACUUCCUUGGACCAGCUUCGUAAAACACCUUUAUGAAUACAUUGUUUCAAUCAAGGCCUGGAGGGACAGGUAUCCGCCUUCUUCUCCUCAGGCCGUUUUAAGAGUCCAAUGAUCUCCGAAGGGACCCUCCGCCCAGCUGUCAGAGCACCCCAACACCCCAGGGUGCUUGUAAUUCAAUGGUAGAUGCAGCUGGAUUUGAGAGCAUUGGCCCGUGUCCUCAGGAGCUUCCUCAAAUAAUGGCUGCAGCAGCUGACGGUUUGGGGAGUAUAGCCCUGGACACCACCCAGCUCAACAUGUCUGUCAGCGAUCCCACAGCCUGGGCCACAGCUAUGAAUAACCUGGGCAUGGUUCCUGUGGGGUUGCCUGGACAGCAGCUUGUGUCUGACUCGAUCUGUGUGCCAGGCUUCGACCCAGGCCUCAACAUGAUGACUGGAAUCACCCCCAUCAAUCCAAUGAUACCAGGCCUGGGACUGGUACCGCCCCCACCCCCAACCGAAGUGGCCGUCGUCAAAGAAAUAAUCCACUGUAAAAGCUGUACUCUUUUCCCCCAAAAUCCAAAUCUGCCACCUCCUUCCACAAGAGAGCGGCCUCCGGGGUGUAAGACGGUGUUUGUCGGAGGCUUACCGGAAAACGCUACGGAGGAAAUUAUUCAAGAAGUCUUUGAGCAGUGCGGAGAUAUUACAGCCAUCCGGAAGAGCAAGAAGAAUUUUUGUCACAUUCGCUUUGCAGAGGAAUUCAUGGUUGACAAAGCCAUUUACCUCUCGGGUUACCGAAUGCGAUUAGGGUCUAGCACGGAUAAAAAGGAUUCUGGCCGCCUUCACGUCGACUUCGCCCAGGCCAGGGAUGACUUUUACGAGUGGGAAUGCAAGCAAAGGAUGCGCGCCAGGGAGGAGCGGCACAGGCGCAAACUGGAGGAAGACAGGCUGCGGCCGCCCUCACCACCCGCCAUCAUGCACUACUCGGAGCAUGAAGCUGCCCUGCUGGCCGAAAAGCUCAAAGAUGAUAGCAAGUUCUCUGAGGCCAUUACGGUUCUGUUGUCCUGGAUAGAACGUGGGGAGGUGAAUCGGCGCUCAGCAAACCAGUUCUAUUCGAUGGUUCAGUCGGCCAACAGCCACGUGCGCAGGCUCAUGAAUGAAAAAGCCACCCAUGAGCAGGAAAUGGAGGAAGCCAAGGAGAAUUUUAAAAAUGCCUUAACCGGGAUCCUCACUCAAUUUGAGCAGAUUGUGGCCGUUUUCAACGCUUCUACCAGACAAAAAGCUUGGGACCAUUUCUCGAAAGCUCAGCGCAAGAACAUAGACAUUUGGCGAAAGCAUUCUGAGGAGCUCCGCAACGCUCAGAGUGAGCAGCUCAUGGGCAUCCGUCGUGAGGAGGAGAUGGAAAUGUCUGAUGACGAGAACUGUGACAGCCCAACUAAAAAAAUGAGAGUCGAUGAAUCAGCCCUUGCUGCUCAGGCCUAUGCCCUCAAAGAGGAGAAUGACAGUCUCCGGUGGCAACUGGAUGCCUAUAGGAAUGAGGUGGAGCUGCUGAAGCAAGAGAAGGAACAGCUCUUCCGAACAGAAGAAAACCUCACCAAGGACCAGCAGCUACAGUUCCUGCAGCAAACCAUGCAGGGCAUGCAGCAGCAACUGCUGGCCAUCCAGGAGGAGCUGAACAACAAAAAGUCAGAGCUAGAGCAAGCGAAGGAGGAGCAAUCUCAUACGCAAGCCUUGCUGAAAGGCCUCCAGGAACGAUUAAAAGGCACCAAGGACUUGGUGGAGACAAACGGCCACAGCCACGAGGAUGCAAAUGAAAUCAACGUGCUGACGGUUGCCUUGGUUAACCAAGACCGAGAGAACAACACGGAGAAAAGAAGCCAAGGCUUGAAAUCCGAGAAGGAGGCCCUACUUAUAGGCAUCAUAUCAACGUUUCUUCACGUCCACCCUUUCGGAGCUAACAUAGAGUAUCUGUGGUCAUACAUGCAACAGCUGGACUCUAAGAUAUCUGCCAACGAAAUCGAAAUGCUUCUGAUGAGGCUGCCACGCAUGUUCAAGCAGGAAUUCACUGGCGUGGGAGCAACGCUGGAAAAGAGGUGGAAGCUGUGUGCCUUUGAGGGGAUUAAAACGACCUAGCAGACUGGCCCGGAAAGCCUGAAGUGAAGCCCUCUGAAGCCGGCCAAGGCUGUACAGCGUAGGAGCGGGAGGACUGGGGUCGGCCAGCCGUGGGACCUGUGCGGAGCCACCAAAGCCUUGUUCAGUGACAUCUGUGGCGUUUUCUUGUGCGUGGAAAUGUAAUUGUGUACCAGUUCCUUAAACUAGACAAAGCCUCAUACUAUGCCAGACCUGCCCCUAUGAAUACCAAGCAAUGACUCCACAGUCAAUGACGACAAAAAAAUCUCAGAAUAGGCCUUGUUGCUGAGCAGAGCACUGAUCAAAUGCUUAGCGAAUGGCCGCGUAGCAAUGGUGGUUGCCAGGCUACCGAGUUGUAUAUGUAUAGCUGAAAGCAUUAAAUGACAUUUUCUUGAAGGUCUUUCCGUUUUAGUUAAUAAAACAAACAAACGAAAAAAAAAAAAAACAACAAAACAAAAAUGUGAUUUUACAGUGGGGGAGAAAAUCAUACCAAAAGAAAACUUGAGUAUGUGUCUGAACAGUUAUUGUAUUUUGUAAAUUAAGUUAUAUGCUGUUCCAGGGACUUUUGCCUUAUUGAAGAGGCGGAAAACUAUGAUUGGACUCCUUGAGAAUGCUUUAUCAAGGAUAUUAUUUUUCUAAUGUAACGGUUCUCCAUCGUGCGUUCUUUUCACAUGGACUGCAUAACGAUUUUCAUAACAUGUAAAUAGAAGGAAGAACCUGAUGCUGUCCCAUGCUUGGUAUGCAACAUUCAGGUUUAUGCAUUGAAACACAUUCGGAAAAAAAUAUUCCUGUUACAAAUUUUAUAGCAAAGAUACUAAUUUUUUUCAAUAAAUCUUGACUUCUACCAUA